UCCAGGUCCCUCACCUUCUAUAUAAAUCCUCCCAUCCCCUUCCUUUCUCCUCACUUUACUUUCGCAUUUUACAUUUCGCUUAAAUAUAAAUCAUUUCACGAUCAAACACAGUCGACCUUUUUGAUCACUUUUCCGAUAAUGCCGAACCGAUUCACUGGACUAGCCACACAAGACUGGGACCCAAUCGUCCUCAACAAGCCAAAGCCAAAAGCUCAGGACCUUAAGGACCCGAAAGCUGUGAACAAGGCGCUCCGCACCGGCGGUCAGGUGGAGACGGUGAAGAAACACACCGCCGGUCAGAACAAGAAGACGGCGGCGGCGCCAGUAGUGGACGCUCGGAAGCUGGACGCGGCGGCGGAACCGGCGGCGCUGGAGAGAGUGGCGACGGAGGUGAGACAGGCGAUCCAGAAAGCGAGGAUCGAGAAAAAGAUGAGUCAGGCGGAGUUGGCGAAACAGAUUAAUGAGAGGACGCAGGUUGUUCAGGAGUAUGAGAAUGGGAAAGCGGUGCCGAAUCAAAUGGUGUUGGCGAAGAUGGAGAAAGUUCUUGGUGUUAAACUGAGAGGCAAAAAUCACAAGUGAAAUGUUGUUAAAAUUGUGAUGCUUGAUUGAUGAGAAUUGAUGUAAUUAAAUAAAAAUCUGUGAUCGUAAAUUCGUAAUGCGGAUUAUAUCUGAUGUAUAUUUGCUUUUUUAUUCCAAAUAUAAUCGGGUCAAAAUUUACAUUGAA
Molecule: messenger RNA, 724 nt
Organism: Daucus carota subsp. sativus
Lineage: Eukaryota; Viridiplantae; Streptophyta; Magnoliopsida; Apiales; Apiaceae
Product: multiprotein-bridging factor 1c
Exons: 1
Coding region: 139-579 (146 amino acids)
Cellular component (GO): nucleus
Molecular function (GO): DNA binding
Source: RefSeq, a predicted model, not a curated record